GCUGUCUGGCCGCUGCCCGCGGAGUAGUGAGGGGAGGCGUGAGGAGAACCGGGCCGGGGGCUCCGCCAUGGGCAGGCGGCCGCGGGGCAGCGCCGGUGCCGCCCGACGCUGAGGAACCGCCGAGGUUGUGCUCGAUUUUAAAGGCCAGAGAGCUCUUUAUGGCACAGAGUGGAAAACCUGAGCGGUCACUGACUCUGCACAGAGAGCUGGGAGACCCAGGAGCCGUGCUGGGAGGCCCCUCUGCAGAGGAUGUUCCCUCCACCACAGAGCUCCCUGUAACGGGCGACGAUGACAAUCCCGGCGGGACCUUGGGAAGCACUAAGAUUUCAGUAGCCCAGCACCCGUGGGUGGCCACUUCUCCCUCCUUCUCCACGCCCUGCCCUCCCACCACUCCCCGGGAUGGUGUAUUAUUAACCAAGAAGAACCCUGCUUCUUCUCUUCUCCUCACCCCUCAACUUUCGGCAGCUCUGGGAUUUGUAUGGCAGCAGCGUAACCGUGGAGAGGCCGGGGUAUCACAAACUUAUGGAUUUUGAUAAGAGAGGAGGGAAAGGGGAGCUGGAGGAAGGUAAAAGGAUGUCCAAGACAGGUGGAGGAAGGAGCAGUCAUGGAAGCCGGAGUGCUGGAACCAACUCGGGAGUCUUAAUGGUGGGUCCCAACUUCCGGGUCGGCAAGAAGAUUGGAUGUGGCAAUUUCGGGGAGCUCCGUCUAGGAAAGAACCUCUACACAAACGAAUACGUAGCUAUCAAAUUGGAACCCAUAAAAUCCCGGGCCCCCCAGCUGCACCUGGAGUAUCGGUUCUACAAACAGCUUGGCAAUGCAGAAGGAAUUCCUCAGGUUUACUACUUUGGCCCUUGUGGGAAGUACAAUGCCAUGGUGUUGGAGCUGCUGGGACCCAGCCUGGAAGAUCUCUUUGAUCUGUGUGAUCGGACCUUCACGCUCAAGACCGUCCUGAUGAUCGCAAUCCAGCUGAUCACACGGAUGGAGUAUGUCCACACCAAAAGCCUGAUCUACAGAGACGUCAAGCCAGAGAACUUCCUGGUGGGGCGGCCGGGCAGCAAGAGGCAGCACACCAUCCACAUCAUUGAUUUUGGCCUGGCCAAAGAGUACAUUGACCCCGAGACCAAAAAACACAUCCCCUACAGAGAGCACAAGAGCCUGACAGGGACAGCACGCUACAUGAGCAUCAACACCCACCUGGGGAAAGAACAAAGCCGCAGGGAUGACCUGGAAGCAUUAGGGCACAUGUUUAUGUACUUCCUCCGGGGGAGCCUUCCUUGGCAAGGCCUCAAGGCUGACACGCUAAAGGAGAGGUACCAGAAGAUCGGCGACACCAAAAGAGCCACUCCAGUGGAGGUGCUCUGUGAGAACUUCCCAGAGGAGAUGGCCACGUACCUGCGUUACGUGCGGCGCUUGGAUUUCUUCGAGAAGCCAGACUAUGACUACCUGAGGAAGCUCUUCACAGACUUGUUCGAGAGGAACGGUUACGUGUUCGACUACGAAUACGACUGGGCAGGGAAACCACUGCCCACCCCCAUCGGCACGAUGCACAGCGAGGUGCAGGUGCAGCCCCCGAACAGAGACAAAGCACAGCCACACACCAAACACCAGGUGAUGAGCUCCACCAACGGAGAGCUGAACACGGAUGACCCCACAGCAGGACAUUCGAACGCCCCCAUCACAGCCCCCACCGAGGUGGAGGUGACAGACGAUACAAAGUGCUGCUGUUUCUUCAAGAGAAGGAAGAGGAAAACCACCAAGCGUCGCAAGUGAGCUGCCGGGCGGGGUGGAGCGGGGCGUGCGAUGGCUCCUCUGCCUCUGGCCACGGAUGGAAAUUCCCCCACGGAGCCGGGGGCCCUCGGUUGGGACGGGGACAGUGGGGGCCGGGCCGGACGGGCCCCCCCAGGGCCCCCGGUGCAGGCGGGGAGCGGGGCCUCCCAAAACUGCUUUGUCCUUUCCUCCGCCACUCGCCCGGCGCGUGGCCGUUUACUCGAACCAAGCCCGACAUCGCCGAAGUUCCUGCGUCUGUCAAAAAGAAAAAAGGAAAAAAAAAAAAAAAAAAAAAGAAGAAAAAAAAACAAAACACAAAAAAAACCCAAACCCCAAAUCCACAGCGUCACUUGCUUUGAGUCUAUAACUAGUUCGAAAAAAGGGGAUCAACUCUACAGACUGAACCGUCGCUGUCAGAAGAAGCAGAAGACAAUUUGGAGAGCAGUGGGCUAAGGAGGAAAAACUUUUUUUUUCUUUUUUCUUUUUC
Calypte anna (Anna's hummingbird) is the source of this 2254-nucleotide messenger RNA. RefSeq names its product casein kinase 1 gamma 2 (gene CSNK1G2). Lineage: Eukaryota; Metazoa; Chordata; Aves; Apodiformes; Trochilidae. Gene Ontology annotation, molecular function: ATP binding; protein serine/threonine kinase activity. Bases 523 to 1770 code for a protein of 415 amino acids. The transcript has 13 exons. Gene Ontology annotation, biological process: peptidyl-serine phosphorylation; signal transduction; endocytosis. Gene Ontology annotation, cellular component: nucleus; plasma membrane; cytoplasm. The record is from RefSeq and is a predicted model, not a curated record.